Messenger RNA from Symbiodinium pilosum, 1071 nucleotides. Lineage: Eukaryota; Dinophyceae; Suessiales; Symbiodiniaceae. The record is from the annotation of a GenBank genome assembly.
AUGGACGAGGUGCGGCGAGCGCUUCAUGCAGCAAUGCACGAGGAAUGGGAGUGCAAGCUGCGAAGGCUUCUCGGUGAGGAGCUGAUGGUGAUGCGGAUGGACGUACUGCAGAGGCAGCAGCAGCUGCAGCAGAUGCAGUUCGCGGAGCAUCUGCGAGCUGUCAAGAUGAUGCUUGAGGAGCACCAGCGAGAGGAGGCUGGCCCCCCGGCAGAGGUGGCUGCACCUGCGAAGGAAGUCAGCCCUAGGAAGGGCCGCAGCGAGUCUCCCGUCAAGGUGACGCGAAGUCAGGCUCGCCACCACACGUGGCACAAUCAGUCGAGCAGCUGCAGUCCUGGGAAGCAGGCCGAGCGCUCGUCGCUUUUGAAGUUGCCGGCCGAGUCUUUGCGCACCGUGGUUCGAGCCACCCAGGCCGCCAGGUCGCCCAUCAGAUUCGCGGAUGACAAGUCCGCGACGCCUUCGGCGCGUGCGGCUGCACUGGCUGCUGCAGCCAUGAGAAGCGAGAAGGAGGCUGCCUCGGCUGCAUCAAGGAAUGCAUCGCCUAUCCAUAGCCCGAACACCCGGGAGGAUGACAUCGAGUCGCGGUCGGCCAGGAGCGAGGAGAACGAGAAGUGGAAGCAGAAUUGGACUCGGCAGAUGCGGGCCCGUCUGAGCAGCCAGUUGGGUGAUCUCGGCCACGGUCCCAGCAAGAAGAAGACCAAGGGCGCCGUGACUCGCUCCAUGUCUAAGUUCAUUGGCGCGGACGCAUCAGCGCGGCACCGACAGACACUGGCACAGAUGUACCAGGUGCAUCCGCCCAAGACCAAACUGGAGCAGUUGGUGGACGGAACCGCUUUCCAGUUGGCGGUUGGCUUCAUCAUCUUUGCCAAUGCAGUCUUCAUCGGCAUCAUGACGGAUGUGAGUAUGCAGAAUGUCAUGGCCACUCCACCCCAAGGAGAUCCAAGCUGGUUCCACCUGGUGAACCAAAUCUUUGUCGGAAUGUUCGUCGCCGAGGUCUUGAUACGUCUCAUUGCCAAGAGGCUUGACUUUGUGUACGGCAUCGACUGGAAGUGGAAUAUCUUUGACUUCUGUUUA